This is a messenger RNA of Megalops cyprinoides (Indo-Pacific tarpon), 2427 nucleotides long. RefSeq lists its product as uncharacterized. The coding region runs from base 1 to 2427 and encodes 808 amino acids. The record is from RefSeq and is a predicted model, not a curated record. NCBI's taxonomy places the organism in Eukaryota, Metazoa, Chordata, Actinopteri, Elopiformes, Megalopidae. The transcript has 10 exons. Gene Ontology annotation, biological process: response to bacterium.
AUGAAGAGUGGACCUCCACAAGCUCUCUACAGACUCAUCUGCAUUGGCUCAGUGCUUCUCAGUGAAGUGGGAAUCGUUCAGCCAGAUCCCCUGGUGACGGCUGAGCUUGGGGACGAUGUCACUCUGCAGUGCUUAUAUCCCAAGGUGGGAACGUCCUAUUUGUCAUGGUACAAGCAAACUGUGGGAAAGAAGCCUCAGCUCAUAUCAACAUUAUACAAACACAUUCAGAAUGCCACCUUUCACAAUGAGUUUAAAGAUGAUCCACGCUUCACAGUUCAGAGGGGAGAAAGAGCAAACCACCUGACCAUCUCGAAAACGGUGCCUUCGGACUCAGCAAUGUACUACUGUGGUGGAGCAAAUCUAUAUACUGUAAACUUUGGAGAAGGAACCUUUUUGUCGCUUACAGGUUCAAAAGUCAACAGCAGGACAGUAGUGCAGCAGCCCGUGUCUGAGCCAGUGCAGCCAGGAGACUCUGUGACUCUGCAGUGUACAAUAGACACUGAGACCUGUGCAGGAGAACACAGUGUGUACUGGUUCAGACAGGGCUCAGGAGAGUCCUCUCCAGGAGUCAUUUACACCCAUGGAAACAGGAAUGAUCAGUGUGAGAGGAGCUCUGGGGCUGGGUCUCCUACACAGAGCUGUGUCUACAAGCUCCCCAAGAGGAACCUCAGCCUCUCUGAUGCUGGGACUUACUACUGUGCUGUGGCCACCUGUGGGGAAAUUCUGUUUGGGAACGGGACCAAGCUGAAGUUGGAAGUUCCAGACCAUCACAGCAAUAUUUGGCAGUAUAUUGUCCUUGUGUUGGUGGUUACUCUUAUGGUCUCCCUGACUACAAACCUCAUCCUUUUUCUCAUGUGGACGAGAACCAAAGGAGUCCCAUCAGCUCUGACACAAACUGAAGGCAUCGUUCAGCCAGAUCUCCUGGUGACGGCUGAGCUUGGAGACGAUGUCACUCUGCAGUGCUUCUAUCCCAAGGAGGAAUCAUCUUUCAUAGCAUGGUACAAGCAAACUGCGGGAAAGAAACCUCAACUCAUAUCUUCAUGUUACACAUCUGAUAAAAAUGCCAUUUUUUACAACGAGUUUAAGGAUAACCCACGCUUCAGAGUUCAGAGUGGCUUAACCUGGAUUAACCUGACAAUCUCAAAAACCCAAACGUCAGACUCUGCGUCGUAUUACUGUGGAAAAGCAGUUUUUAACAACAUAGAAUUUGCAGAAGGCACUUUUUUGAUGCUCAAAGCGUCAGAGUUGAAGAGCAGGACAGUAGUGCAGCAGCCCGUGUCUGAGCCAGUGCAGCCAGGAGACUCUGUGACUCUGCAGUGUACAAUAGAUGCUGAGACCUGUGCAGGAGAACACAGUGUGUACUGGUUCAGACAGGGCUCAGGAGAGUCCUCUCCAGGAGUCAUUUACACCCAUGGAAACAGCAGUGAUCAGUGUGAGAGGAGCUCUGGGGCUGGGUCUCCUACACAGAGCUGUGUCUACAAGCUCCCCAAGAGGAACUUCAGCCUCUCUGAUUCUGGGACUUACUACUGUGCUGUUGCCACCUGUGGGGAGAUCCUGUUUGGGAAUGGGACCAAGCUGGAUUUAGGAGCUCUGACACAAACUGAAGGCAUCGUUCAGCCAGAUCGCCUGGUGACGGCUGAGCUUGGAGACGAUGUCACUCUGCAGUGCUUCUAUCCCGAGGAGGAAUCAUCUUUCAUAGCAUGGUACAAGCAAACUGCGGGAAAGAAACCUCAACUCAUAUCUUCAUGUUACACAUCUGAUAAAAAUGCCAUUUUUUACAACGAGUUUAAGGAUAACCCACGCUUCAGAGUUCAGAGUGGCUUAACCUGGAUUAGCCUGACAAUCUCAAAAACCCAAACGUCAGACUCUGCGUCGUAUUACUGUGGAAAAGCAGUUUUUAACAACAUAGAAUUUGCAGAAGGCACUUUUUUGAUGCUCAAAGGUUCAGAGUCUAACAGCAGGACAGUAGUGCAGCAGCCCGUGUCUGAGCCAGUGCAGCCAGGAGACUCUGUGACUCUGCAGUGUACAAUAGACACUGAGACCUGUGCAGGAGAACACAGUGUGUACUGGUUCAGACAGGGCUCAGGAGAGUCCUCUCCAGGAAUCAUUUACACCCAUGGAAACAGGAGUGAUCAGUGUGAGAGGAGCUCUGGGGCUGGGUCUCCUACACAGAGCUGUGUCUACAAGCUCCCCAAGAGGAACCUCAGCCUCUUUGAUGCUGGGACUUACUACUGUGCUGUGGCCACCUGUGGGGAGAUCCUGUUUGGGAAUGGGACGGAGAUGGACUUUGAACGGUCCCAUCUGGGCACGAGUGCCUCACCUGCGGCCCAGUUCUGUCAUCAGCCUCAGACUCCGCCCCUCUACAAAGCGCAUGGGAAUCUCCCUCACCUCAGCACCAGCGGACGCAUGCAGCUCACCAAAGAGUGA